UCAGGCCUACCACUGUUUUCAAUGGCUGUCAUUUUUAUUAUAAGGCGAAAUCCUUCCAGAUUGCAGUUCCUAGGGCUUCCACUAGAUGUCAACAGUCUUGUUUUUGAUUUUCCUAAUCUGCUAUGUUCAUUCUCCUAGCCUGCUGUGUUAGUUUCCUAAGUAACCUGCUACGUAAAGUCACUUCUGUCUGUAGCUGGGUUAGGCUUGAGAUUUUUGAAUGUGUAUGAAUGCAGAAAAACACCACUCGCAAACCAGAUAGCAAAACCCUCAAGGAGAUUUGUUUGCUAGCUAGCUUUCAAAGUUGUAUGUAAAUUAAAACAUGUUUGUGACGCUGUAUGGUAUUUUAUGAUAACAUUUUUUUAUCUAUCGCUCCUAAAAACGCUUUUGAUACUGUUUAAAAAUCUCUUGUAGUUACUUCAGUCUCCAGAUAGAUAUUAUUGGUCUAUUCUGGGGUCGAGAGUACUAUCAUCACACUGGCCAGUCAGAGUCCACCUGCAGUGCGUGUGUGUGUAUGUGUGUGUGUACCAGCCAAGUCUCAGGAAUAUAGAGGAUUGUAUGUCAUAUCAUAUUACUGAGUUUGUUGUUGUUUGUUGUUGUUGUUGUUUGGUGACAAGUGUCUUGUCCAGUUUUCCCCCCCAAUGCCGGGGUGUGUGUGUGUAUGCGCGCCACACGUGGGUGUGUCAUCAAACAGACAGAGGUUGUUAUUGGAACUCAUUGCCACACUGUGAACCAGUGUUUGUGUUACUUCAUUAUAGGGCUCCAAGCCACAGAUAAGGUUUACAGAUAGAGAGGAGGGUGGGACAAGGCAGGGUUACUUUUACUUAAAGGGUAUGUGAUUGUCACUGCCCUUUCACUCACUUGCUCACACUUAGGGACUGAACGAGGCUCGUACACGGGCUGCUCGUUUUCUCUACACUCUCUGCACACAGAAGCAAUAGGGUAAUGAUGACCCAGAGCCUCCAGAAUGGCUUCAGUCUGGAGAACCGCUACCUCCAGGAUCUGAAGGGGCCUCUGUCUGUCCCUCCGCCUGCUCAGGGUGCACAGAUCCUGGGUGUACGCCGGGGGUCAGGCCCUGUGGAGCCCCAUAAGGACCAAGAGAUUCAGAGGCAUCGGUCUGGCACUGUAACCGGUCAGGGUGCUUCUCUUCUGGGCUCAGGUCUUGGGCAGAUCCCUGCUCCUAUAGAUGUCCAGAUGUGCCAGUCUAUCCAGCCACGCCAUGCAGAUCACCAAGGAGACCUGAGUACUGGGCAGCUACUCAAAUGGAUGGACACCAUCGCAUGCCUCACGUGUGUGUGUGUUUGUCCCUUAGCUGAACGUCAUGCUGGGACGGCGUGUGACACUCUCCAUGGACGACAUCCAGUUUGAGGAGACUGACAGGGUUGGUCAGGUGAUCACCAUCACGGUAAUAGAACAUUCACCACAAGCAUGGAGCCAGCGGGACCAGAAAAGGUGGUGUUGCGGCCGGUGGAAAACCUGGGUUCUGCAGAGGAGCAGCUGCUUCAUUCUCUGGCCUCAGAGAGACGAAGACUCUACAACGAACAGACGUUCAGUACCCUGCUACAAGACUACCGCCCACUAGCCAACGGUGGGUGUAGCAGGAGAGACCCACAGUCUGCCGUGUCCACAGCGUUCACGCAUGUGGAGAGCGUCGAGCUGGUCCUGCCUCCACACGCUAAUCACCACGGCAACACCUCCGGACGACAAAUCUUGGCUUGGAUGGAGAACGCAGCCACAGUGGCAGCCAGUCAUUUGUGUGGCCGCUUCCCUCUGAGGUCUGUAGACAUGUUCCGCUUCAGAGGGCCCUCCUCUGUAGGCAACAGACUGGUCUUUAAGGCUGUGGUCAACAACACAUUUAACAACAGUAUUGAGGUAGGUGUCCUGGUGGAGGCCUGUAACUGUGAGGAGUGGACCGCGAACAAAGUGUGUCACAUCAACAGCGCCUUCCUCAUCUACCAGCUGUCUAACACACCUGGAGACUACCUUCCUGUCCCUCAAGUCACAUACACCAACAAGGACUGGGAGAGGAGAUACCUGUCUGCCAUCGUAAGGAGAUAAUUAUUGAUGGCUAGAAAGCACACCCUGUCCUGUAAGGAGGAGGCUCCUAUCUCUGUCCCCUGGGAUAAAAGGAACCAGGUUAAGAGUCAACCCGCAUAUCACUACAAGACUGGGGAAGCCAGCAGCAUCAAUGACAGGAUCGGUGUGUUUGUCCAUGAGGAGGAGCUGCUUUGUGUCCCAAGUUCAGAUGGUCAUGACCUCUGCCCUCCAUGCCUUCACCCUAUUGGCUGACCUCACACUGUGACCUCUUUGGGGGACACUAUCUCUGUGAGGAGGUAGAUGGGGCCGAUGAGGAGGAGACAGUGUACCACAUUAAAUGCCCACCCCCCAUCAACGGAGGCAAGAGCCGAGACUUCGUGUUCCCAUUGUCAAGGAGACAGCCCUGCGACGACAAGGACCCCUAUGUGCUAGGCCUGAGGUCUGUAACCGUGGAAACAUCUCCCCCCCUGACCUCGCCUUCUGGACGAUAGCGGGGUGAACAAGCAGUGGCUCGGGUGGUUGUUGUCCUUGACGAUCGUUAGCCCUCACAAUUCAGAGACAAUGUGUUAAAACCAUGUGUUCCAGGUGUGUUACCACAACCAGGUGAUGUCAGGCGUGUUGCCGCAUGUAACCUGGCAGGCUGGUCUAAGUCUAGGGAGGAGACGGCUAGCACACGUACCACCUUCCCGGAGAGAGACACCACACACACUAAACCUGAGUCUGAUUUUGGAAUUGAUACUAUCGGGAGACUCAUGAUUCUAACGAGACACCUCUAGUCUCUAGUCGAGCGG
This is a messenger RNA of Oncorhynchus mykiss (rainbow trout), 2825 nucleotides long. NCBI's taxonomy places the organism in Eukaryota, Metazoa, Chordata, Actinopteri, Salmoniformes, Salmonidae. The record is from RefSeq and is a predicted model, not a curated record.